CCCCACAGCCCUCCGGGGGGCACCGGCCCGCCCCGCUCCCCGCUCCUGCGGCGGGGACCGGCGGGGGAGCGCGGCCUCCGGGGCACCGCGCCGCAGGCCCGACCGGCGCCCGCCGAGGAGAGCCGGGCUGGGCGGCACGGCGCCGCACGGCAGGGAGGCGAAAGGGCGCUCCCGAGGUCACCGAGGGCCACCGGCGGGCCGAGGAGGGGAGCACGGCGGGGCGCCCCGGGACCGCGGGCGAGUCUCUCGCCGUUAAUCCCCAGUGGCGAGGUAGGGAUUUUAGUGGAAGCCGUGGUCUGUCGGGAUGAGUUUUCUGCUGCCCAAACUGACCUGUAAGAGGGAAGUGGAUCAGGCAAUAAAAAGCGUGGCCGAGAAGGUUUUGGUUCUCCGGUUUGGAAGAGAUAACGAUGCUGUUUGUCUGCAGCUCGAUGAUAUUCUUGCAAAGACAGCUCAUGACCUAAGUAAAAUGGCAGUCAUUUACCUGGUGGAUGUGAACAAGGUUCCAGUGUACACCCAGUAUUUUGACAUCAGUUAUAUUCCAUCUACUGUAUUUUUCUUCAAUGGACAACACAUGAAGGUUGAUUAUGGGUCUCCAGAUCAUACCAAAUUUGUAGGAAGCUUCAAAACAAAGCAAGACUUUAUAGAUCUCAUUGAAGUGAUUUACCGUGGAGCAAUGCGUGGAAAGCUCAUUGUGAGAAGUCCUAUUGAUCCCAAUAACAUUCCUAAAUACGACCUUCUCUACCAAGGAAUUUAGUGGGUUGACCUGAGAUAAAGGAAUUACGGAAAUGGCCGAUGUUCUAGAUCCCUUUUUUUCUUCAAGCGUUUUUAGCCACCUCUGACACCAUGGGAGAGUUUGAGCAUUUAUGUUCAAGGAUCAUAUUGGUCUCCUUCUGAAGACAGACAUUCUGUCACCUCAUACUUUUCUCAUAAAUAAAGCUACAUGUUCAUGCAUAGUA
Aquila chrysaetos chrysaetos is the source of this 956-nucleotide messenger RNA. It is a transcript of the gene TXNL4B, whose product is annotated as thioredoxin like 4B. Gene Ontology annotation, biological process: mRNA splicing, via spliceosome. The transcript has 4 exons. The record is from RefSeq and is a predicted model, not a curated record. Gene Ontology annotation, cellular component: spliceosomal complex; U4/U6 x U5 tri-snRNP complex; U5 snRNP. NCBI's taxonomy places the organism in Eukaryota, Metazoa, Chordata, Aves, Accipitriformes, Accipitridae. Bases 305 to 754 code for a protein of 149 amino acids.